Molecule: messenger RNA, 8204 nt
Organism: Pecten maximus
Lineage: Eukaryota; Metazoa; Mollusca; Bivalvia; Pectinida; Pectinidae
Product: protein mono-ADP-ribosyltransferase PARP14-like
Exons: 19
Coding region: 616-7536 (2306 amino acids)
Biological process (GO): negative regulation of gene expression
Cellular component (GO): nucleus; cytoplasm
Molecular function (GO): RNA binding; transcription corepressor activity; NAD+ poly-ADP-ribosyltransferase activity
Source: RefSeq, a predicted model, not a curated record
AUUGAAUGGACUUAUUUUAAAGGAUGGAUCAGAGGCCGGAGAAUACAGGAACUCCUCCUGUGAGUGGUUUCCAUGGUGAUCAGAGGCCAGAGAGUACAGGAACUCCUCCUAUAAGUAGUUUCCAUAGAGAUACUGCAUCCCCUAAUCCUUCAUUCCAGUCUGGACAUCCAUCAUCUUCUUUAGCCUACACAUCAGCUUACCAGGGCCAAGGUUACCCAUACUCUCACCACCAAGGUCAAGGUCAUCUACAAGGUCAGUCAGUGGAACACCAAUACUUUAAACCACAAGGUAGACUGGGUCAGUGGCAUCAGAACAAUCCACAGGCAGAGGCUGUGAAUUAUCCACAAGGUCACUUUCAAGGUCAGUUCCAGGGUCAGAAUAUAGGUCAGCUUCAUGGUCACCAUGGACCUAUCCAGCAGGCUUCUCCCGAGGUUCAACUUACCCAAAGUUCAAUACCAGUGUCACAGACAGACAGUUGGAAGCCUCCACCCAUGAAAGGAAGAGAAGGUGUUUAUCAGAUAAUACAAGAGGGACAUCAAUGGUAUCCCUACCAGGAAGCACCAUUACCACAGCAUUCACAUCCAGAUCCACCAACACAAAGUUUUCCCACACAACAUGGUCGAGCCUCACAACCUGUUAUAUCCUCACAAUAUGGCCCACCCUCACAACAGGGUCCACCCUCACAACACGGUCCACCCUCACAACAGGGUCAACCUUCACAACACGGCCCACCCUCACAACAGGGUCAACCCUCACAACACGGCCCACCCUCACAACAUGGUCAACCCUCACAAUAUGGCCCACCCUCACAACAGGGUCCACCCUCACAAUAUGGCCCACCCUCACAACAGGGUCCAACCCUCACAACAUGGCCCACCCUCACAACAGGGUCCACCCUCACAACACGGUCCACCCUCACAACACGACCCACCCUCACAAUAUGGCCCACCCUUACAACAGGGUCAACCCUCACAAUAUGGCCCACCCUCACAACAGGGUCAACCCUCACAACAUGGCCCACCCUCACAACAGGGUCCACCCUCACAACAGGGUCCACCCUCACAACACGGCCCAACAUCACAACACGGCCCACCCACACAACAUGGUCCACCCACACAACAUGGUCCACCCUCACAACAUGGCCCACCCUCACAACAGGGCCCAUUGUCACAACAGUGUCUUUCCAUACCACACAGUCAACCCUUACAAGAGGGUCCACCCUCACAACAUGGUCAACCCUUACAAGAGGGUCCACCCUCACAACAUGGUCCACCCUCACAACAGGAUCCACCCUUACAACAUGGCCCAACCACACAACACGGCCCACCCUCACAACAUGGUCCACCCUCACAACAGGAUCCACCCUUACAACAUGGCCCACCCACACAACACGGCCCACCCUCACAACAUGGUCCACCCUCACAACAGGAUCCACCCUUACAACAUGGCCCACCCACACAACACGGCCCACCCUCACAACACGGCCCACCCACACAACAUGGCCCAACAUCACAACACGGUCCACCCUCACAACAUGGUCCACCCUCCCAUCAUGGUCCACCCUCACAACACGGUCCACCCUCACAACAGGGUCCACCCUCACAACACGGUCCACCCACACAACAUGGCCCACCCACACAACAUGGUCCAACAACAUAUCUUGGCUACAACCAGUUUCCUAGGAUGUCAGCUCCUGCCAGGUUUCUGUUUGAUCAACGAUAUUUUUAUCCAACUGAACAGUACAGGGCUAGUCCUUCUCAUAGUGAUGAAGGUCAAACAUUUCAAGGUCAAAGUUACCAAGACCAUGAUUAUCAAAGCCAUGGCUCUCACAGUCAAGGUCAAAGUUAUAAAGGUCAAGGUUAUCAUGGUCAGGGUUAUGAAGGCCAAGAUUACCGAACUCAGGACUACCAAGGUCAAGGUUAUGAAGGUCAUCAAGGUCAAAUGUGGCCAUAUCGAUGGCAGACUGUUCCACAGGCCUGGGGACCAAACCAGCCACAAAAUUAUGACUAUGAACAUCGUCUAAAGACUGAAACAGCUAGUUCUCAGAAUGUCCCACCAGAGGGAGCCAUGAGAUCAGUCCCUCAGCAGUAUGACAACCCAAGGAGACCAGUAAAACCCCAAGCUAGUAACCCACCUCAUGGGGCAGGGAGUGGACCUGUACAUACCCAGCGGCAAGCACCCGUAGAGGAAGUACAGCAGGAGAGUUCCACUGAACAGGCUGAAGACAAUGAGAAACAACAGGCCAUCCAUGUGACCUUCACGACUAUUAUCAGCGAAGAUACCGUGGAGAAUUACUUUGAGAAUGAGAAACGGUCUGGAGGGGGUGUUAUUGACCAGAUGGACUACAGUGAGGAAAGACUAGAGGCCAUCAUCACCUUUGAGGACAGUAAAAUGAUCAGCCGAGUUUUGGAGAAGUCCAAACAUGUGGUAGGUGAAAAGAAAUUGUCUGUGAAAGUUGUUACCCUGGAGAAGAACACUUACCUGAUAGAAAAUAUCAGUCCCAGUACUGACGAGGAUGUACUGGGUGAUUUUCUGGUCAAUCGUACAGGUGGUUCGGGUGAGGUGGAAGUGAUGGUAUUCCAAGCAGGAAGUGCCAUUGUAAAAUUUGAAGACAAAAUAGAUUUGGGAAAGCUACAGACAGCCUGUGAGAAAAAGAUGUUACACAAAUAUCUUUUAAAAGUAUCUAGAGUUGCUGAGUCAGGCUGUGUCAAGGUUACGGGACUUUCCAAGUCCCACACGGAGGACACCCUGGAAAUGUUCUUCUCAAAUGAGAGUCGGUGUGGAGGGGGAGACAUUGAAGAUGUGGAGAUGAUUGACAGGUUUAACAUGUGUAUCAUUACAUACAGCGAUCCUGAUGUGGCCAGACGCGUCUGUAAGAAGACACACCUGAAUGUUUCUAAUCAUAAGGUUCAUCUGACCUUGUACUACCCCGCCCUGCGAGACCCGGCCUGGUCUGCCCCUGCCCCCCAAAAGCUCCCUGACCCCAUUCAGCUACCAAACAUGGAACAGGUCAUACUGCAGUUUGUGCACAGUUCGUCUGUGUAUAAAACACGUCUGGAGGCCGACCUUUGUGAGGUGAAAGGUCAAGUGGUGUGGGGUCAUGCUGACAAUGAGGUAAAAGCGGAGGUUGAAUGUACAUUAGACAUUGAGGAUAAGGAUUACAGUGGACUGGUUGACAGGUGGCAGGAAGAUAUUGAUCAUGUGACCAGGAAGUUUACUGAUAACUUGGAUUCUGAAACUCUGACAACUGACAAGGACAUAAAACUGUGGGAUGCUUUCGUGGCUGAGCUGAGAGAUUUACACAUCAACAACCCUGAACAUGUAGCCACUGUUUUACCCAAAGGAAACUUCAAGGUUAUCUUAGUAGGUAGGAAAGACGAAGUCGCAGAUUUAAGUGCAAAGGUCGAGGUUAUGAUUGAGAGAGUAAGGGAAGAAAAAGAGAAAAAGACAGAAAUCAUGGAAGAAAAUCCAUCAAAGGUCUGCCAGCUUGUCAAGCUAGGUGUUCAGGAGAAGAUAAAAAAUGAUUUUCCUUUAUUGUCUGUUACCAUGGAUACAGGAAAUGGGCAGAUAACUCUAAAUGGCAGACAGGAUGAGAUAUUGAGGGCAAAGUGUACAAUAAUGGAGAGGACUGGAGCAAUGGAAUUCCAAACAUUUGACCUUCAUACUGGACAGUUAGAAAUGAUGUCCAAACAGGAAGUUAUGGAUGAACUGAACAGACGGAUAGAGAGUGUCAAGGAAAUGGUAGCCAUGGAAACCGUGCAGGGCAAACUUAAAAUCUGGGGAACAAAUGCGACAGAUUUUUCAAAGGUUAAAGGAUUAAUUGAAGAUUAUCUGAUGGAGAAAGAAAUUACCUUGGAGGAGGUAUAUAAACAAUGGUGUGUCUCACAAGAUCUUAAGGACUGUUGUCAAAAUAUUGAAGAUCAGUUUUCCUGGAAAUUCCACCUGGAAUUGGAGAAAAAAGAUCAUAAAAUAGUCGUUACAGCCACCAGUGAUGUAUUCAAAGAGGUCGUAACCAUGGUAACCAGGGCAACAGAGAAUUUCCAAGAAAAUCAUGGCAUACAUGUUGAAUUUGUUGAUGUUAUUGAUGAGAAAAUGGAGUUUAUCAAGUCUUACCUGACGGAACAGUUAGCACACAUUCAAGAACCUGAUGUUAGUAUUAAGCCAAGUCGUCGCGGAAAACGAACUGGUUAUGAAAUACGAGGGAAGAAAAAGUCAGUUAAAAAAGCUAUGGACAAUUUUAAGGACUUAGUCAAAACUGAAAUUCAUGAAGAAAAGCAUACGGCUUCAAAACCUGGUGUCAAGCGUUUCUUUGGAUCAAUGGAUGGAAAAAAAGAACUAAAAUCUUUAGAAGCCUUUAAUAAGUGUAUCAUUCAUGUGGACAAGGAACCGACUUCUGGAGAUCACAAAGGUCAGAUGUCGAGGAGGUCACAGCUAGUUAAGAAGGCCUCCUGUGAGGUUGAAGGUGUGAAGUUAAAAGUUUUCCAAGGGGACAUAACCAAGUUGAAGGUGGCAGCACUGGUGACCUGUGGCAAUCCGGGGAUGAAACACAAUGCAGGUCUGGCCAAGGCUGUGGUAGAGGCGGGUGGACAGACCAUACAAACACAGUGUGACCAUCAUGUUCGGGACAACGGAAAUGUUCAAACUGGUCAUGUGAUCACAACAUCUGGCGGUGACCUUGAUUGUAACAUUGUAAUACAUGCUGCUGUCACACCCUGGCAGGGAGGUAAUCAAGGUGAUCUGGACACCAUAAAAACGGCAGUGGAGAAAUGUCUACAGGAGGCAGUGCGAGGCUCUCACAAGUCUGUAGCUUUCCCUGCCUUGGGUUGUGGCAGAAUUUAUAAGUACCCUGCCCAAAAAACCACAGCUACAGUCGUGGACGCCAUAAACAAAUAUUUAAUUGUUAAUAACAGGAACUCUCCUGUGAAGGAAGUGUACUUAUGUGAUGUAAAUGAUGAUGCAAUUCAGGGUUUCAUAAAAGCUUUUUCCAGUGAAUGGGGCUCCAAGUAUGUCAAGGUGUUUGAUGAUCAUGAUCGGAGUUCAGGAAAACCUGGAGUGACAGCCCCCAAGGGAACUCAUGGUCACAUGUCUCAUGCAACUGAAGAUGAUGAUUCAUGCAGCUCCCACGGCGCCACUGCAGCAUCCCAUAAAAGGAAGGGAUGGGCAGUGAAGCGUGGACAGACAUCUGCUCAAGGUCAAACAGGACAACCCAAAGGUCAAGGUCAUCCCAUCAGACUGGAAAUAGGAGACUUGGCAAAAAUGAAAGUAGAUGUGAUUGUGAACUGUGCUGUCCCGACCCUUGACCUUGACAGUACUGUCAUGUCCAAGGCACUCUCACAGGUUGCUGGUCAGUCAAUGGAGCAAGAGUGUCAGGACAAAUACCCUAAAGGGAUCACAGUAGGAGAUGUAGCGGUCACCACUGGUGGUCAGCUCAACUGUAAACAUGUCUACCACGUCACAAUACCAAAGUGGGACGGGGGAACAGGAAAUGCUAUCAAGAAUCUUGGUGAUACUGUAACCAAAUGUUUAAAUUUAGCAAAUCGUCACCAAUGCGUUUCCAUAGCGAUACCAGCAAUGGGAACAGGAAGGCUGCACUACCCUGCUGACCAGGUGGCCAAGUUGAUGUAUAGUUCUGUGGAUAAGUUCUUCCAGAAUACCCAGAAUCCCUCACUACAGGAAGUACUUAUUGUGGUGUUCCAUAAAGACUCCGCAACAAUCAAGGCGUUCCAGAACGUAUCAAAAAAUUACAGUUCAUCAGGUGCAGCUGCCUUGUCAUCUGGUGAGGAUGAUAUACAGGAAAUGUUUGGUAAGGUCAAGGUCACAGUCAGCAAGGGUGACAUCACCAAGGAGACGACUGACGUCAUUGUCAAUGGUGUUGAUGAGAGUUUAGAUCUAAGGAAAGGAAAACUAUCGAGAGCUGUGCUGGCUGCUGCUGGGAUUUGUAUACAAGACGAAUGUAAAGACAAGAAUUAUGACAUGUACCAUCAUGGCCUUGUACAAACAUCAGCUGGUAACCUCAGUUGUAAGGCCAUCUUCCACAUCAAGACGGAGAAGCAAGCCGAGGCCUGGGAGACUGCUGUUUCCAAGUGUUUAGAGGAAGCAGAUGUGCUGAAAUAUACAUCUGUGUCAUUUCCAGCUCUUGGAACAGGUCUCCAACACUGUCCCCCGCAGGAUGUUGCAGCCUCCAUGAUCAAGGCCAUCAAGACGUUUUCCUCAAGUGCAAGUCAUGUACAAGAAGUCAGGAUAGUUGUCUUUCAGAAGAGCAUGAUCAAUCAUUUCCUGUCUGCCCUAAAACAGAAGUCCGGAUCUGGUGGAAUGUGGAAUUUGAUAACGAACAAACUUCCAGAAAAGAAGACCACUCUCAAACAUGAAGAGCAGGCCCAGGCUGAUCAACAUGACAAGGUGACCUUCAGAAUAUGGGCACAGUCCUCAUACAGAGCGGAAAGUGUCAAACAGGAACUCGACAAGCUGUGUGACAAAAAUUGUAUGACAACUGUCAUAAAAUCCUCUCCAGACAUCAUUCAAAAGCUCACAGGAAAACAGAAAGACUUUUUGGAGAAAUGUGUUGGUAGAGGUGUUCAGGUGAAAAUUGACAUGAAAAAAGGGGAAAUAACUCUUCAAGGAAAUUCUGAGGAUACCACACAAGCAAAUGUCAAAGUACUAGAGUACCUUCACAGCUCAGAAAAAGACAAACUGAAGAGAGAGAAAGCUAUGACCUUGGCCAUGUUGGUACAGUGGAGCUACAGUAUCAAGGGAAAGAAGAGAAAAUUUGACCUGACCUUGAAUGAACAACUAGAAUCGGCACACAAGGACAAGAAACCAGGGAUGGAGGUAAAAGAUAGACAAGGACAGAAGUAUUAUGUCGACUUUAAGAAAAUGGAGGAACAUGCCUUAAGUAACCCGUCUGAAAAGUUCCCAGUGGAGAGAUUAGUUAAAUCUGCGGACGGUGGCAAAGUCCCCGAUACAUGGACGACGAUGAGCCAAGGUCAACUUGUUGUGUCCGUUUCUCUUCCAACCACGGACAAGGAGUACAUCAGAGUCAAGAGUGAGUUUGAGAAAACAGCCGGCAGAGCUGUCAACAUCAUUAAGAUACAUCGGGUACAGAACAAGGCUCUGUAUGUUCAGUUUGCAGCAAAGAAAACAGAAAUAACUGCGAAAAACAAGAAAAACCCAGAGAAAUGGCUUUGGCACGGCACGAGUGUUGAUGUCAUCAAGAAGAUAAUUAAUAAUGGCUUCAAUAGAAGUUACAGCAACAUGUGUUCAAUAGGGAACGGCGUUUACUUCGCGGUGAAUGCAUCUUACUCCCUUGGUGGUUACUGCAAGCAAGACAGCAAUGGUGUCUUCCACAUCCUUCUGACUCAAGUACUAACCGGGGAGUACUGCGGGGGCCAGUCAGGUAUCAGGGUGGCGCCCUCUAAAGGGGGAGGUAACUCUACAGAUACCUAUGAUUCUGUGACAGACAACCCAGGCUCACCGUUAAUGUUUGUCAUAUUUCAUGACAGCCAAGCUUAUCCUACCUACCAUAUUGAGUUCAAGUGACAGUUGCCAUUUUUACCGAAUAUUAUGUUGCAAGAGCCAUGAACAAUAUUGAGUGAAUUUGUCCCAAGAGAAAUUCAUUCAGUGUAUCCAAAAUAUUUAUAGAUUAUACUGAAUUAAAUGUUCUAAUUGAUUUGUUGAGUUGAUAGGCUCUAGUCCAUACUUUACAACAAUUACCAGUUUAUCAACUUGUGAUAUGUGGGAUUUUUUUUGUAUGAAAUGGUCCAUUUGAAAAUGGUCCCUGUUUGAAAAUGGUCCCUGUAUGAAAUGGUCCCCAUAUGAAAUGGUCCCUGUAUGAAAUGGUCCCCGUAUGAAAUGGUCCCUGUAUGAAAAUGGUCCCUGUAUGAAAUCAAUAUAUUUGUGUAAUUUCGUGCAGAACUGGACAGAAUUUCCUGGUGACCAUGUGCAGUUCAGCCAUCGGGAUGUAUGUGUUCGAUCAUGCAUGUGCAAUAUUAAUUAAUAAGAUACAAUUUCUGGAUUUCUUGAAUUUCUCUCUACAUUUAUAUUUGUUCUUGUAAGGUAUAGGAACAUUAGAAAGACAAAAUUUGAACAUCCAAACGUUUUACUUUUUCUCAAUUAGACAGAGAUAUAUAAAAAAAAAAUGAAUGGACUCUCUGCUCCCAAUAUGAAGGAAUAAAAUGAAUUGAUGAAAUGAAGUCAUCGGAUCAUGA